AUGUCUGGAGGCGUGGGCCCGACGGCGGGGGGCGGCAUCAUGCUGCCGUCGAUGGGGCAGCCGCCGCCGCCGCUGCACCCGGAGCCCACCUCGCCGACGGCGCGCCCGCACCACCACUACUACCUCUUUUCCAUCAAGCAGCUCAACACGUUGGGCGCGGCCGCCGUGCUGGCCUUCUCCACCACCGUGCCGCUCUCGGAGAUCGCCUUCGCCGUCCUGCUCCUCCCCUACCUCCUCUUCCUCGCGUCGUUCGCCUUCCCGCAGCGCCCCGGGAAGCCCAACCCGUCCGCGCCCGUCUUCCUCGGCCCCGCGCGCCUCCUCCUCGCCACGCACACCGUGGGCGGCUUCCUCGUCGGCGCCGCGCUCCCGGCGCUCUACAUCCUCGACGGCCUCCGCUCCGGGGACACCACGGGCAUCGCCGCCGCGGCCCCGCACGCGUUCCUGCUCUCCGCGCAGGUCUUCACCGAGGGGCUCACCGCCGCCUUCCCGUGGCGGUUCUCGCUCCCCGUCAGGGCCGCCGUCCCGGUGAUGUACAGCGUCCGCAGGAUGUUCGCGGCCGGGGAGUGGCUCCGGCAGGAGAUGGAGGAGAAGCGCGGCGGCCCCGGCGUGGCGGAGCGGCGCGUGGUGGCCGGGAGGGUGCUCGCGCUGGCCAACAUGGCCUUCUGGGGCGCCAACCUCUUCGCCUUCCUCCUGCCCUUCUACCUGCCCAGGGCGCUCCAGAGGUACUACUGCGACGACGGCGUCGACCGCACCAACGGCGAUGGCCACGCCCACGAAGAUAAGAAGGAUUCCUAG
Molecule: messenger RNA, 795 nt
Organism: Triticum turgidum subsp. durum (durum wheat)
Lineage: Eukaryota; Viridiplantae; Streptophyta; Magnoliopsida; Poales; Poaceae
Source: the annotation of a GenBank genome assembly